AUGUCGGAUCAGAUCAAGUCUUUGACGACGACGGCGUCGGUUUUGGUGAGCAAGGACCAGGCAGGCUUGCUCAACAACAAGACGUACAAGGACGCAUUGUCCACUUUUGGGGGCCUCAAGAGCCAGAAACUUGUGAAAAGACAUGCUGAGAACGCAAGGACCAGUGUUUCUCUUGUAAGGAGGUCCAAGACUACGCGAAACGACGGGCUAGAGAUAGUAAGCGACCAGCUGCUGGCAGAGAUCCCCACACAGGACGAAGAAGACACCGUGUUCUCCUUAUACCAGGGAUUCAGUGCUAUCUUGCCAGACCUGGAGCAAGCAGUUGCGCCCUCGAAACGACUCUCCGCGGGACUGAACGCUGAUACCAUUAAGUCGACAACGAACGUAGCUCAGUUGCACCAGUACAAGGACGACGUGAACUAUAAGUUGGACCUGUUGGAGAUCAGAAAAGGCAUUGCCGAGAGCGACAUCAAGGAGCUCGACGCCAAAAUCGAGCAGCUAUAUCGUCUGCGCAAGAAAAUGUUUGACCGUGUGGCAGAGUACGAGAAAGAGGAGUCGGAUCUGGAGAAACUGCUCCGGAUAGUGGAGAAAAGCCUCGAGAACAAAGGCGCCCAGACGACGGAAGGGGCCGUUCCAGAGCCGGCCCCUGUUCGUAGACAUGCCUCGACGCUGAACCAGUAUUACAGUCCAGGGAGCGAGAUAGUGCGAUUAGAGGCCCACGAUGACGCAGUGACCUGCUUUGCAUUCGACGCUCCAUUUGGCACUCUUGUGUCUGCCUCGCUAGACAACACCGUCAAAGUCUGGGAUCUGAAUAGAAACGAGUGCAUUGGAAGACUAGAGGGCCAUCUGUCGAGCGUGGAGUGCUUGGCGAUGGAAAAAGAUCUUGUUCUGACGGGAUCGCUGGAUGCGUCUUUGCGACUCUGGGAUUACACCAAGGUAGGCGAGGAAGAGCCGCUGUUGCAUACUUUUGAGCGACACAUGGACGAGAUCACGGCCGUGAGCAUGUCGGGGUCGACCAUUGUGUCGGGAUCGGCCGACAAAACCAUAAGACACUGGGACGUGGCUACCGGCCAGUGCAUUCAGACAAUCGACGUGAUGUGGGCGGCUUCAAGAAGCUGGAAGCAGGCCCCAGCUAAGAUGGGGACCCCAUAUAUUGGUGCGCUACAGUGCUUUGAUGCCGCUCUAGCUUCCGGAACAGGCGAUGGCGUUGUUCGUCUGUGGGAUCUGCGUAGCGGAGAGAUCAUCCGCCAGCUUGUUGGUCACACGAGUGCCGUCACGUGCUUGCAAUUUGAUGAGCACAGCAUUGUAACGGGGUCGCAGGACCGGUCUGUCCGGAUAUGGGACCUGAGAACAGGGGUGUUGAUGGACUCGUUUGCAUACAGUCACGAAAUCCGGUCACUGCAGUUCGACGAGAAACGAGUGGCAUGUGCUGCGGGCGAGGAGACAGUGAAGUUGUACGACCGGAUUGACCAGGCUCACACGGACGUGGCCAAGGGCUCUGGGACAGUGACUUUCUGCCGCUACACAGACAGCUAUCUGGUGGAAGGCCGGGACAACGGUAGCAUAGGUGUGUGGAAGAUAUAA
Ogataea parapolymorpha DL-1 is the source of this 1584-nucleotide messenger RNA. RefSeq names its product mitochondrial division protein 1. The transcript has a single exon. The record is from RefSeq and is a predicted model, not a curated record. Gene Ontology annotation, molecular function: protein binding. Lineage: Eukaryota; Fungi; Ascomycota; Pichiomycetes; Pichiales; Pichiaceae. The coding region runs from base 1 to 1584 and encodes 527 amino acids.